Laccaria bicolor S238N-H82 is the source of this 1671-nucleotide messenger RNA. RefSeq lists its product as uncharacterized. Lineage: Eukaryota; Fungi; Basidiomycota; Agaricomycetes; Agaricales; Hydnangiaceae. The record is from RefSeq and is a predicted model, not a curated record. Bases 1 to 1671 code for a protein of 556 amino acids. The transcript has a single exon.
AUGUGCGACUCCAAGUUGCCUGAGGGCAGUCCACCCGCCCCACAAAAUGGGCUUAGUCUGCCCGGGCCCCCCGAGCUUAUUCCACACGUCUACAGAAUCCCAAACGAAAUCCUCGGUCUCAUCUUUUUGUUCAACGCAACUUGGACAAAGGGCAAGAUGGACAAUCCACGAAGAACGACAAUGGCGACCUCUCAAGUGUGCCAGAGAUGGAGAAACGCCGCGCUCUCAUACCCUGGGCUCUGGAGUCGUAUUAUGAAUUUCCAAAAGGAUCCGAUUCCGCUUCUCAUAGAACUUCUGAAGCGAUCGGAUCCGGUCCGCAUUGAUGUAGGGAAAGAUGAUCAACAAGUGACCUUGGGAUGGGGCGACGGAAGAAAAAUAUCGGAAAUUUUAACUGCAAACACCCAAAGGAUUCGCACUUUCAAUGUGGAGAUGGGACAGGCAGACUUGGAGCACCUAGCCAAGAUGUUUAUCCAAUACCCAGCACCCCAUCUCGAAUUUCUUGGACUCAACGUCAAUGGGGAUCUAGGAGAGUUACUGUUUCAAGCUCGUGUUCCCGCUCUACGCCGUCUGCAUCUCAUCGAUUGUGACAUUCACAAAAUCCCCUUCAUGACAUCAAAGGUCCCGUUUUUCGCCACUCUCACCGAGUUAUCUAUCAAGGACGUUACAAACAUUUCGAUUUCGACUUGGGUUCUCAUCCUCCUCCAAACGCCGUCACUUCGAUGGCUCUCAAUUUUGUUUUCCAUCAGUCCAACAGGCGAAAUUCAGAGUCAGCGUAAUAAAGCGCCUCUUCCCGAACUCUUGAUGCUGAGUUUGGCUGGGCGAUUUAAUGACUGUGUCUCAUUAGUUGACCACAUCGUGGCUCCUCCUCUGUGCAGCUUGCGAUUAGAGUGUACUUCUAUGCCAGUGGGCCGGGAGUUAGAUCAAGCGUUGGACAUCGCGGAGCAAUGGACCAGCCAGUGUUCUCUGCGCAAUGUGAUAGCUCGUCGCCUUUGUGUCGUGGCGAUUGUGAGAAGCAGUCUUAUUGUCGGGAAUCCAAACUGGUUCGGUGCAUUGAACACCUGGGGCACAUGCGAAGCAGCGUCUUUAAGAUCGAAAUGCCAUAUUGAUGGGACGUCCAUGUUGAGCUUCCACUUUACUUGGGAGAGCUCUGAAGAAGUCUCAUCCUGCUCUCAUCGACUCGUUUCAUGCUUUCGCCCCAUUUAUUCGGUCGCUGAAUCUUUGAUUCUAUGGGUUGACGACGAUAUGUUCUCUUUUCAUGAAAACUCUCUGGCAAUAGAGGAAAUCCUUCCCUCGUUCUACAACCUGCGAGUACUUCAUGUCACGGAAGAAUCGGUUGUUCAUAUUAUAAACCUCCUAUACAAUCCUGAGCUUCAAAAGGGAAGCUCGGAUAUCCUAUUGCCUUCCCUGAAGACGAUAUAUUUUAUGGAUCCCAGAUUUGGAGAAAACGACAAAUGCUUCGACACCCUCCUUUCGGUCGUACAGCAACGGAGGCGUAUUCAUUCCCCAAUACAGAAUAUUAACAUCGUCUGUGAUGAAGGAGAAGAUCCUCGUUUACAUAUGAACCAAAGACAGCAAGACGUUCUAACUGAGCAUGGAGUACGUAUCGAGCUCUCCGCCCUAACAAUGUCUGAGGAAUUUCGGUUUUUGCUGGACCACUGUGCCUCAGGAUAG